Oncorhynchus nerka (sockeye salmon) is the source of this 3621-nucleotide messenger RNA. RefSeq names its product glycine dehydrogenase (decarboxylating), mitochondrial-like. Gene Ontology annotation, molecular function: pyridoxal phosphate binding; lyase activity; glycine dehydrogenase (decarboxylating) activity. The transcript is spliced from 25 exons. The record is from RefSeq and is a predicted model, not a curated record. Lineage: Eukaryota; Metazoa; Chordata; Actinopteri; Salmoniformes; Salmonidae. The coding region runs from base 136 to 3228 and encodes 1030 amino acids. Gene Ontology annotation, cellular component: glycine cleavage complex; mitochondrion. Gene Ontology annotation, biological process: glycine decarboxylation via glycine cleavage system.
ACAGUUUCAAGUAGUUUGCAGAUACUUUGGGAGAAAGCAGAGCUGUGUCUAAGGGAUUCAGUUGAGGUCGGCCGCUUGGAAGAUUUCUUUAAUCUCUCUAUAUAUAUUUUACAUUAUCGUUUUAGUGAGUCAAAAAUGCAAAGCUGUGCAAAGUCAUGGGGGAUCCUAUUCGCCAAGUCUGUGAAUCCCCAUGCACCUUGCAGACACAUUAAUGGCAAAAGCCGUAUUUUUGGGAAACAACAGAAUAUAAUCCAAACACUUAAUAAUGCUUGUGUAACUGUACGGGGUCUACGGAUUUCUGCAGUCUAUGCUGCUUCUAGACAGAUAGACAGAAUACUGCCGAGACACGAUGAUUUUGCAGAGAGGCACAUUGGCCCAGGUGAAAGGGACAAAAGGGAGAUGCUGGAUGUGCUUGGACUUGAGUCGAUCGCGCAGUUGAUAGAAGAUACAGUUCCAGAAUCCAUCCGUAUUCAAAGAAGUAUGAAAAUGGAUGAUCCUCUCUGUGAGAAUGAAGUCUUGGAGCGUCUCCAAAAGAUUGCAUCAAAGAACAAGGUGUGGAGGUCUUACAUCGGAAUGGGCUACUACAACUGCUCCGUGCCUCCAGUUAUACAAAGAAACCUUCUAGAGAAUUCGGGAUGGGUGACUCAGUACACCCCCUAUCAGCCCGAGGUGGCUCAAGGUCGCCUGGAGAGUCUGCUCAACUACCAGACCAUGAUCUGUGACAUCACGGGCAUGGCUGUAGCCAAUGCCUCCCUGCUGGACGAGGCAACAGCUGCCGCCGAGGCCAUGCAACUCUGCCAUAGACAGAACAAGAGAAGGACGUUCUACAUUGACCCACGUUGCCAUCCUCAGACGAUCGCUGUAGUGCAGACAAGAGCCAACUACAUUGGGGUGAAGACAGUGCUGAAGCUGCCUCAUGAGAUGGACUUCAGUGGGAAGGAUGUGAGCGGGGUGCUGUUCCAGUACCCAGACACCGACGGCAGAGUGGAGGACUUAACCGCGCUGGUGGACCGCGCUCACAAGGGAGGGGCUCUGGCUUGCUGUGCCACUGACCUGCUGGCCCUGUGUGUGCUACGCCCCCCUGGAGAAUUUGGGGUGGACAUUGCCCUGGGCAGCUCCCAGAGGUUCGGGGUACCUCUCUGCUAUGGUGGUCCCCACGCUGCCUUCUUCUCUGUCAAAGAAAACCUGGUCAGGAUGAUGCCUGGCAGGAUGGUGGGAGUGACAAGGGAUGCCGCUGGUAAGGAGGUGUACCGCCUGGCCCUGCAGACCAGAGAGCAGCACAUCCGCAGAGACAAGGCCACAAGUAACAUCUGCACUGCGCAGGCUCUGCUGGCCAACAUGGCAGCCAUGUUUGGAGUGUAUCAUGGACCCCAGGGCUUAAAGCACAUUGCUGAGAGGACACACAAUGCUGCACUGAUCCUGGCUGAGGGUCUGAAGCGGGCCGGACACAGGCUGCACAGCGAGAUGUUCUUUGACACACUGAAGGUUGGCUGCAGUGUGGCAGCGAAGGACAUUCUGGCGAGGGCUGUCCAGAGAGAGAUCAACCUGCGUGUUUAUGGCGAGGGAGUGUUAGGCGUGUCUCUGGAUGAGACGGUGAAAGAGAGGGACUUGGACGAUCUGCUCUGGGUCUUUGGAUGUGAAUCCUCAGCGGAGCUCAUUGCUGAAAAGAUGGGUGAAAGGGUGAAAGGCAUUAUGGGUAGUCCUUUCAAGAGGACCAGCAAGUACCUCACCCACGCAGUCUUCAACAGUUACCACUCCGAGACCAACAUUGUGCGCUACAUGAAACGCCUGGAGAACAAGGACAUCUCUCUGGUUCACAGCAUGAUCCCACUGGGUUCCUGCACAAUGAAGCUGAACAGUUCUUCAGAGCUCAUGCCCAUCACCUGGAAUGAGUUUGCCAACCUUCACCCCUUUUGUCCCCUGGACCAGGCUGAGGGUUACCAGCAGCUCUUCAGGCAGCUGGAGAAGGACCUCUGUGAGGUGACUGGCUAUGACAAGAUCUCCUUCCAACCCAACAGUGGUGCUCAGGGAGAAUACGCUGGCCUCGCUGCCAUCAAAGCCUACCUGAACUCUAAAGGAGAUGCCCAUAGAACGGUUUGUCUGAUCCCCAAGUCAGCCCAUGGCACCAACCCAGCCAGUGCCCAGAUGGCUGGCAUGAAGGUGCAGGUGGUGGAGGUGGACAAGGAUGGCAACAUUGACAUGGCAAACCUCAAGGCACUGGUGGACAAACACAAGGCUAACCUGGCAGCCAUGAUGAUAACGUACCCCUCCACCUUUGGUGUGUUUGAGGAGAGCAUUGAUGAUGUGUGUAAUCUCAUCCACCAGAAUGGUGGACAGGUCUACCUGGACGGUGCUAAUAUGAACGCACAGGUGGGCUUGUGUCGUCCUGGUGACUACGGAUCUGACGUGUCUCACUUGAACCUACACAAGACCUUCUGUAUCCCCCACGGGGGUGGAGGACCAGGGAUGGGACCUAUCGGAGUGAAGGAGCACCUCGCCCCGUUCCUGCCCUGCCACCCAGUGGUCAGCAUGUCAGCAGGCAACAUGUCCAGCUCCCUGGGCACCAUCAGUGCUGCCCCCUGGGGCUCCAGUGCCAUUCUGCCCAUCUCUUGGGCUUACAUCAAGAUGAUGGGAGCCAAGGGUCUGGUUCAUGCCACAGAGGUGGCUAUCCUUAAUGCCAAUUACAUGGCCAAGAGAUUAGAGAGCCACUACAAGAUCCUCUUCAAAGGCAGGAAAGGUUUUUGUGCCCACGAGUUUAUUUUGGAUGUGAGGCCAUUCAAGAAGACCGCCAACAUUGAAGCGGUGGAUGUGGCAAAAAGGCUACAGGAUUAUGGUUUCCAUGCACCCACCAUGUCGUGGCCCGUGGCAGGAACCCUGAUGAUCGAGCCCACGGAGUCGGAGGACAAGGCAGAGAUGGACCGCUUCUGUGAUGCGUUGAUGGGAAUCAGACAGGAAAUAGCAGACAUUGAGGAAGGCAGAAUGGAUGCCCGUGUUAACCCACUGAAGAUGGCCCCUCACUCCCUGGCGAGCAUCACCUCCUCCACCUGGGACAGGCCAUACUCCAGGGAGUACGCUGCUUUCCCCCUGCCAUUUGUGAGGCCAGAGACCAAGUUCUGGCCAUCCAUCUCCAGGAUCGACGACAUAUACGGUGACCAGCACCUGGUCUGCACUUGCCCCCCUAUGGAUGUGUACGAGUCACCGUAUGAGGAGAAGAGAGCUUCCUCAUGACACUAACGCCUCUGUUAUACCAGCCCUCAUCAUUCAUCACACUUCCAAAUUCUGAAAGUCCAAGAGUUGUGUAUCUUUUUUCUGUAUUUCCGUGAUGUACCCUUGGUGCCUCAACUCUGUCUAUAUUCUAUGUUGUACAAAUAGUUGCCUUGACUCUUCCUUUCUCGCUGUUUUAUUCUCUAAAGUCCAGGAUCGGCCCAAAAAACGUAUAUCUCUGUAGGGUUGUUGUUUAUUUGCCAUCUGUUUCGUAAAUGUGUAUUUUGAGACUUGUUUACCUAAUUACUUAUACUAAUGUUAGUCUUGAUGUUAAUACUUUAUGGGGAUAAAGAAAGUUAAUCAUCUUUUAAUGACCUGUUAGGGAAAAAUAGUUGUAAUAAACAUUGAUUGUCUGGA